This is a messenger RNA of Chelonoidis abingdonii (Abingdon island giant tortoise), 1569 nucleotides long. The record is from RefSeq and is a predicted model, not a curated record. NCBI's taxonomy places the organism in Eukaryota, Metazoa, Chordata, Testudines, Testudinidae.
UUUCAACAGAUCCCAGUGAUAGCUGUCAUGGCAACAGGCGGAAGUGUCAGGGCAAUGUCAGCAAUGUAUGGCCACCUCUUAGGUCUCCAGAAGCUGAAUCUCUUGGACUGUGCUACAUAUCUCACUGGUACUUCUGGCUCAACAUGGACCAUGACCAACCUGUACAAAAAUACUGACUGGUCACAGAAAACUCUGGAAGGGCCAAUCAAUCUAGCAAAGAAACAGGUGAUGAAGAGCAAGAUGAAUGUUAUUUCCAUGGAGCAUCUGAAGUAUUAUCAUGAAGAGAUGAUUAAGAGGGCAAAAGAAGGACACAUCUCAUCUUUUACAGAGCUGUGGUCACUUGUUCAGGAAGCGUUUUUACAUGAUGAGCCAGAGGAGAGUAAACUCUCAGACCAGCGCAAGGCUGUGGAUCAGGGUCAGAAUCCCUUGCCUCUCUAUGCAAUCCUCAACGUCAAAGCGGAACAAAUCAGCACUUUUAAAUUUAGAGAAUGGGUGGAGUUCUCGCCUUAUGAGGUGGGAUUCCAGAAAUACGGAGCCUUCAUUCGAUCAGAAAAUUUUGACAGUGAGUUCUUCAUGGGAAGGUUGGUGAAGAAGCUCCCAGAGUCUCGGAUCUGCUUUCUGGAAGGUAUCUGGACUAAUGUUUUUACUCGGAAUUUGCUGGAUAGCUUAUACUGGUCCUCAAAUUCAGAUGAAUUCUGGGACCACUGGGCCAAAGACAUGGUAGAUAUAGCUAGAGAAAAUAAUGCUUCUGAUGACUCUUCCAUUGUCAUCAAAUCUUCAUGUUCCACGUCAGGGAACCUUUGCGAAAUUUUUAACGACAUUCUAACCACCCGCCUGCUACUUGAAGAGAGUCAUAACUUCUUGAGAGGCCUAGAAUUUUACAAGGACUAUCUCCAACAGAGAGGAUUUAUUGACUGGAAAGACACUGUGCUGGACGUAUCCCCUAACAAACUGACUCCACAGGAGAAACAUCUCUGCCUAAUAGAUGUUGGCUAUUUCAUUAACACCAGUUGCCCACCGCUUCUCAAGCCAGAGAGGAACGUGGAUGUCAUCAUCUCACUUGAUUACUCAAUGGGCAAUAUAUUCCAGCAAUUAGAGAUGACAUACAGAUAUUGCAAAACGCAAGGAAUCCCAUUCCCCAAAAUUGAGCUGAGUGAGGAAGACAGGAAGAAUCCCAAGGAAUGUUAUAUGUUUUCAGAGGCAGAGAACCCCAGAGCUCCCAUAGUGCUCCACUUCCCAUUGGUGAACAACACUUUCAAGGACUACAAGGAACCUGGGGUGAAGCGCAGUCCCUUGGAGAUGGAGGAUGGUGAUAUAAAUUUGACCAACAAUAACUCACCAUAUUAUUUUACAAAACUGGUGUACUCUGCUGAAGACUUUGACAAAUUGGUGAAUCUGAGUAGCUACAACAUCCUCAAUAACAAAGACCUGAUUCUACAGGCCAUCCAGAGGGCUAUGGCAUGGAGGAGAACCAACAUGAGUGGAUGUUUACCCACUGGUUCUGAAGUUCAAUCUACCUAGGCAGUAUUUCUGCAUCAUCUACCCGCUAUAGGUUUAGUGUUCCACCAA